Molecule: messenger RNA, 2949 nt
Organism: Colletotrichum karsti
Lineage: Eukaryota; Fungi; Ascomycota; Sordariomycetes; Glomerellales; Glomerellaceae
Exons: 1
Coding region: 1-2949 (982 amino acids)
Source: RefSeq, a predicted model, not a curated record
AUGACUCCUACCAUCAGAUGGGAUGACCCGCGCACGUGGGUCUACUCGGGUAUCGACACCAACCUUCCGGAGCCGUCACCGAUGACCUCUCCAAUCCUCUCCCACGUCUCCGGGUGGUCGCCCAUCAAAUCCACCGACGACCUUGACGAGCUGGACCUCGACGAUGUAAGUUUCGAUGAUCUUGACGUGCGCGAUUUCCUUCUUGACAACGACGAUGACGAUGACGAUCUAAAUCAACUGUUGCCUCCCUCGUCUCCUGGCCCGAGGUUCUCCGAUCGAGAAUUAUUCGGGGAGGGUGUUGUGGGUUACAUCGAUGUCGAAGAUGAGGAAUCCUCAACUCCGCAGGAUUUUCUUUUCUCUGCUAAGUUGGAAUUUCUGGUUCGGAUCUCCGGCGACGGCGAGGACGAGGCCAAGUUGACGUCUGAUGACCUCCACUUCCGCAUUGCCAAACAUCUACAAGAAGCAGGCUUCUUUUCAUCCGGGUACUUGCAGCAUGAUGGCAUCAAUACCUCUGUCCAGCCCCUGGCAGACUCGAACAAUGGCACAGAUCUCUGGUCGGUGCAAGUAAGCGAUAAAAACCAUCAACUCCCUGAGAACAAACCCCAGGAGGACGAAGACGAACCGUAUCUUCAGACCUGGAAGCUCGUCAGCGUCCUCUCCCCACUCACAUCCUUCCACCCAGAAACCAUCCAAAGAUUUGACCCCCUCCUCCAAACCCUCAAGACCACGCCUGGUCUUGUCAUCGGCCUGGACCAUACCCCUCGGCUAUGCGUCAACAUCAAGCCGCAGGAAGCCGACUUCACUCUCCGCGAUACCAAGAGGCUCGCCAGAUUCCUCUACUACGCAUCCCCGCUCCUCGACGGCCUCCACGCAAAGUACUGCGGCCCAGGCUCCCUCAUCGCUCCGGGCAUCGAGUUCGCAAAGGCCUUCCACUUUUUGCCGUACACCCACCUCUCUGACGCAGAAUGGCGCGCACCGCCCGAGGAGAUGGUCUUCACCCACGGCCCGCCGGCGACUACGUACACCAAGAUGCUCAUGAAGCCGGACAUCAAGCGCAAGUCUGCCAUCGCGCAGUGCGCGCAGAGGUAUAUCGCGGGUUGCGACGACAUGGAAGACGUUGUGACCGCGAUGGAGAUUCGGGUGAUGGGCGACGAUGAAGUGGUGAGGACGAUUCCUGGGGCGUACGACUUUUCGAACCUCGUCGAUUCUGACCCGCAGAACAGGACGAUCCAGUUUCGUCAGCACGCAGGUACGAUGGACUUUGCUGCCGUCGAGAACUGGAUCAAGGUUUGCCACGGCAUCGUCUAUUUUGCUGCCAACGCGCCGAAGGAUGUGUUCGACCGCGUCAUGCAGCGGGUCCAACUGUCCGACAGCGCCUCGAAUUCAUACUCCAUCGACGAUCUGCUUCUCGAACUCGGCCUCCGUUCUGAGGCGGAGUAUUAUCGAUCUAAGGGCCCGAAUGCCUUCGUGCCGGAUCUCGAGUGCCUUCGGCGUAAGCCGGCCGUCAAUCUCGAGGACACACCUGGCUUGUCUCCCUUUUCUUUCGGUCUCGAGUUCGAGUUUAUCCUCCCUUACCACAAGGCCGAAGACAAAGCAUACUACAGCAAAAACGACAUGGAAGCAUCAGUAGCUACUCUAGACAACCGCUGGGUGCGCUAUCAUCAUACCGUCAACAGCUUUAAGCCAGAUUGGACUAGUGAAGUCCCCCAUGAAGUCGACAGAGACCACCUCGCCGAAGUCUUCAACAAAGCAGGUCUCUUCAGCAUCAAUGAGGAUCGCCUGAGCUUCGCCAGUGCCCAGAAUGAUGGGCAACUUCCAGGCUUGCAAAAGAUGGCUGAUGAUCUCGGGUACCGGAUCGAAGUCUCGCCCAAGGUCAAACCGUUGUACCAGACAUGGCUUCUGAAGAGCGACAUCAGCAUUUCCGGCUUGAGCACAGGCUUCUUGGAAUACUCCGGGGGAAUCAGAGGCUAUGAGCUCACCAGCCCCAUUCUCCGUGACCAGAAGGAGGACUUUGAAAAGAUGCUGAGCAUCAUCAAACUGAUUCGAAGCCAGGCGCGCCCUAUGCUCGACCCCAGCUGCGGCUUGCACGUUCACGUUGGAAACGUCCACAACUUCUCUUUCCGGUCCCUCAAGCGCAUCUUGACUAUGGUUUGGGCUGUUGACCCGAUCGUCUCUACCUUGAUUCAUCCCUCACGUUUCGAUAGUCCUUACUCGAAGCCUCUGAGUACCGGUUCCCAGUUGGCCGAUGAUUACUACCUUCCUGCGUUUUCGGAAGUCCGAAACGAAAACCCCGACAAACUCCUUGAGCUCGACAUCGUGUCUCACCUGCCCAUGUCCAAAAUUGAAGACCGGCUGCAGAGAGAAUUCUACCGCAUCUGGGCGGCCGAGAACCUAGCUGCUCUCAAGUAUAUGCUUGACACACCUGAUGGCUCGCGCUCCGCUGUUUCAGUCAACAGCAUCAACCGCAUCGACCUCCCCAGCACCGGGAGAAUCAAUCCUAACGACCAUGUCACGAUCAAGCGCCCGGAUGCCCGGAUUUUAGGUGGUACCAUCGAGUUUAGAGGCCUCGAGGGGACGCUUGAUCCGGUGCUCGUGGCGCACUGGGUGAAGCUGAUGCUGGCCAUCGUGGAGAAGGCCGAGUCGGCGACCAUGUGGGAGUUCUACAAAAUGAUGGAAAAGAUCCUCGUGAAGCCCGCCGACGAGGAGCAACAGCUGGUCAACUUACUCGAGGUUCUGGGGUUGACUUCUGCGCAGGAGUAUUGGGCUGGUGUGGCGGCGAAGAACUGGGCCUUGGCCGAAAGCGGUGAGUUCCCAACCCUAGCGACUCAACCAGAUACCUCAAAGGGAGAAGACGAUCCGGCCUAUCGUAGAUGGCUGGAGGAGAGCGUUGUUCUUUUUCCACAGCUGCCGGACGACGCAGAGGAUCAGGUGCGGCAAGCAAUUUCGUAG